This is a messenger RNA of Zingiber officinale, 2405 nucleotides long. Its product is annotated as myb-related protein 308-like. The transcript is spliced from 4 exons. Lineage: Eukaryota; Viridiplantae; Streptophyta; Magnoliopsida; Zingiberales; Zingiberaceae. The record is from RefSeq and is a predicted model, not a curated record. The coding region runs from base 1434 to 2204 and encodes 256 amino acids.
UAUCCGAAGCCGAAAGGGAGGAGAGGACAGAGGAGGGCUCAUGGAGGCUUUCGCAGUUGCAAGAUCUUCGUCGUUGUCUUCUUUGCCCGUCGUCGUUCUCGCCUACAAGACCACGCCGCCUCCUCGCAAGAACAACGCCUCGCCGCCCCGCAAGCAGAAGCCACCCACCAUCGCCGAGGUCCAGAGGGCCAUUGGCGUCGCCGACGAGCCCUUCCUCCGCUCACCUGGCGGAUCCGAAUCUUCUUCUUCCUCUUCUCCUCCUUUUCUCGGGUUCUUCAUGCAGGAGAGCGCCGCGGAGAGGAAGCUCCGGGAGGCCGCCGAAUGGAUGGUCGAACGCACCGAGGCCCAGGCGCAGUCUGGGCAAAAGAUGUUGUUGCUUUUAUGUCUGAACAUCCUACCUGUGUGGCUUUUACUACUCUUGGUGGCUUCUGGAGUUUUUAAGUUGCCGUUUGAUCUUCCAAUUUGGAAAGACAUCAUCUCCUGAUAUCCAAAUUAAUAUUUGGUCCUUAGAGGUCCUGCUAUAUGCAUACAAGUGUGCCGUUUAGGCUUUAAGCCUUCAUAUGUCUAGCUAACCUGUAUAUUCACUGCUAAGGAUCAUAUUUAUCUCAUGUUGUUUCAUUUGAAUAUUUGCUGUGGGAAACUGGCCAUCAAAUAGCCCUGCUCACUGCUGCACUAAUCUCAUUACAGCCUCGUCAUCUCUUUACUCACUGUCAGUGACAACUGAUAAGAGGAAGCCAUGCAUUAGAUUUAGUUGCAGGAUCUAUCCUCACAGGAGUUGAAUGUCGAUAGAUUUUUAUUUUUUAUCUGGAAGUUGGUGUAAACAUAAAUUGAUAUCCCAUGGCAACUCCUGCAACAGGAUGAAUAUGCCAUGUGCAGUGUUUCCAAACCAGAUCAGAUUCACUUAAUCUUCAUGCAAAGGGUCGCGGUGUGUAUUGGACGAAGUCCUCUAUGAUUUAUGCCCGAUUGUAUGGGACAGUCGGACUUUCUGCUGAAAUCUAUUCAAAGUACUGAUAGAAUAAUUUUAUUUCACAAGUUAUCAAUCAAUUUCAUCCAGAGAGCAAAUAAUGUUCUUGGGGAGGGUACACAAACCGUGCCAACUUGCUUUCCAUCAUGCAAAGGCAAUUACUCCAGAGACCCACCUCAACAACUCGCCAGCCUUUUUAUCAGUCGAACAGAAACCAAUUACGGAUCACAGAAUCCAGAAAUUUAUGAGAUUGAUUUAAAGUUACUGUGAAAUUUAUGAGAAGACAAAAGCAGUUCAUGUGAUUAAUCAUGGGGCCUUAUCAUUCAUCAGUGUUGGUCAACAUGGACCAAGUAGCAGUUAGCAGACCACAACCUGCUCCCUCCCUCCCUCCCAUAUAAAUAAAACUCACUCUUGACUUUUCUGUCCAAACUCCAAUCUCGACUCCAUCUUCACUCUCUCACAGACAGCCAUGGGCAGGUCUCCCUGCUGUGAGCAGGCUCACACCAACAGAGGAGCUUGGAACAAGGAAGAAGACGAUAGACUCAUCGCUUACAUCAAAGCUAACGGCGAAGGCUGCUGGAGGUCUCUCCCCAAAGCUGCAGGCCUUCUGCGCUGCGGCAAGAGCUGCCGCCUCCGGUGGAUGAACUACCUCCGACCCGACCUCAAGCGCGGCAACUUCACCAGCCAAGAGGACGAGAUCAUCAUCAACCUCCACGCCUUGCUCGGAAACAAAUGGUCGGUGAUAGCAGCGAAGCUACCGGGAAGGACGGACAAUGAGAUCAAGAACCACUGGAAUACCCACAUCAAGCGCAGGCUCAUCGACCGUGGGCUCGACCCCAAGACCCACCGCCCCAUCAAGACUACAGCUGCCGCGGUUUCUCCGGCGCCGCCGCCGGCGCACGAUUUUGCCGUUGUUUCGUCGAACGAUAUCGACGCGGCGCCGGAGGAGGGGCAGAGCAGCACCACCUCCGGAGACGUCGUCAACCUCGACCUCAGCAUCAGCCUUUGCCUUCCUUCUUCGCGGUCGCGCACGGCCUGGCCGGAGGUCGCGACGACGCCGCCACCUCCGGCGGAUGAAGCCGCCGCGUCUCCGACGACCAUUUGCUUCUGCUACCACCUGGGCUUUCGCAGCGGGGAGGUCUGCAGCUGCCAUAUUGCUAGCUCCAAGAGGCAUUCCCUUGGCUUAUACAUGCGAUUGGAAGAAGGGCAACGGAUUGCAAAUUAUUGUGUGGACAGCUAAUUGGUUAACCAUGAUUGAUGGGGUUUUUUCUCCCCUUCUUUUUUUUAUGAAGUUGCAUAGAUCAGCUUCAGGUGGUUUGGUAGGCGAAUUAAUUAGUUAAUGAAGAGUCCGUUCACAUAUGGUUGGGAUUCUGCCAUGGACGUAGACUUGUCUCCUGCAUUGUUUUCGCAGCAGAAAUCGGUAGAAAUGGAGUUGAUGAUC